This is a messenger RNA of Lasiosphaeria miniovina, 4142 nucleotides long. RefSeq lists its product as uncharacterized. Gene Ontology annotation, biological process: protein polyubiquitination; ubiquitin-dependent protein catabolic process. The transcript is spliced from 4 exons. The record is from RefSeq and is a predicted model, not a curated record. NCBI's taxonomy places the organism in Eukaryota, Fungi, Ascomycota, Sordariomycetes, Sordariales, Lasiosphaeriaceae. Gene Ontology annotation, molecular function: protein binding; ubiquitin protein ligase activity. Bases 139 to 3654 code for a protein of 1171 amino acids.
GCGUCAGUGAAUCGUCGAACCACGCCUGGGCAAACAACCCCGCCACAGCAGAAGCAUACCCUAGACUGUCACUGCCUGCCUCACCACCUGCCCACCUCCCUACCUUGACCACGCAUUACGCACUUGAGGCAUCUAGCCAUGUUCCCGACCUUCACGGGCAACUCGCGGAGAGCGCGGAACGUCAACCUCAGCGGCCAACGAACCGCCAAUCCCUUCACCAACCCAUCCUGGGGUGGCCCCAGCACUGCGGCCGCCGGAGCUUCCAAGUCAGUUGCGCUCGCCCAGGCCGAACGUCAGCAGAGGCAGCACGAGAGAGACCGGCUCAAGGCGGCGCUGCGCAUUCAAAAGACAUGGAGGGGCCACUGCGUGCGAUGGAGUUUGAGAGCUUCCCGCCGUCAGGCACUCGACCGACUCUACGAUGGGCAAGACGCGGUGGAUGCGCAGCAGAGAUCUGUGCGGGCCCUUCCUCUUGUCUUGGCCGUCAACGGAGGGGUCAGCCCUGAGGAUCACCGCAGACUGGUUUGGGUGGCUCAAGAUCUCCUACGGUCCAACUUCAGUGCUUUCGUUUCGGGAGCCGUACAUUUCACCCGACUAAACAAGCUUGCCCGCUUGCUGAUCGCCUCGCUGGAAGGGUCUGACGUCGCUACCACACUACCACAGACGCAAGUUUUGUUGGAAACGCUGAAUGGCAUACUAAAAAUACGGCCUCGAUCGAUAGAGCCUGUUCUAGGAAGGUAUUGCAGAGUGUUGGGCGAGUGUGGCCGCCAUGUUAGCCCAGAAUCUCCGUCGCGGGAUCUCCUUCGGGCCAUCGUGGUUGCACCGCUUAUUGCGACUGGCGUCCCAGCGUCAUUCACCUCGGCGGCUUACCACGAGUUUGCCCUUUCCUUCUUGACGCAGCCCGAUCUGGUCUUGUUUGAAGCCGACGUCGGCUCUUUUGUGGCCGAUGUUGACACCGACUGUCUGUCUGAGUCUCUUCUCAACAACCCGCCGGCAGAGCCCAAGACACCUAAAUCCUACCUCACUAUCUUGUGGCUGCUAGCACAUCUAGUUGCGCUGCAAAAGGCCAAGAGGCAGCACACUUGGAACCCAAAAUUUCUCAAGGCCUUGUAUUUGCUCCUGUCCCUCUCAUCUACCCGGAUACGAGCAGGCUCUAGAGCUCCCGACUCUCGAGGCUCACGUGAAACUCGAAAGCCUGAGGACAUGUUCCAUAACGCACUCCCUCCCUACAUAUUGAAUAAACUUUCUUCUUUGAUUGAUAAGGACGAAAUCUCUAGUCUUCUUGACAUGUUCACCUUAUCUUCCUCGGAGUUUGAGGACGCUAGCUUCCUCGCUGGCUACAUCCUCACGUUGAUCUACUGUUUCCCCACGCUUAGCGACGACAUUAGGAUGCGCCUGUAUCUAGUAGACAUGUCUACUCGGCGCGGCUCGCUGCCUGCUCUUAAGUUCUUCUGGAAUGCCAUGAGCCAGACUUCGAUUUUCUCCACUAUUGUCUCCAACGAGGAAGCUACCCUCAACGUCUUGCGACAGAAAUCGAAUUCCUUAGAGUCGUCGGCCGCCAAGACUGAUUCGCAGUGGCAUCGAGAAUGGCGAACUAUUCUCUUAUUUCUCGAGUUGUAUGUCUUUAUUCUCCGGCUAACUGACGACGACGAUUUUUUCAGCGGCCUUAAUUCCCAAGCCAGCGUCGGGAGCACCGCCUUGCGGUUACGCUCAAGUACGCUUUCGCUAGAGGAACUGAAACGCCUCACGCGCUUUCUGAAGCACCUGAGCUUCACGCUGUACUACAGCGCUGCCGAGCUGCUGGAAGCAGCAGCGGGACCUACCAGGAACUUGAGCGGCCUUGAUGACUUCUUGGCUUCCCCGGUCCGCCGUAGUAACUCGGUAGAUGUCGGUCGUGUCCAGAAGGUAUCGACGUUCGUCAUCACGGCAGGAAUUGAUUUUGACGCGUUCAGGAGUCUCGUAACGGCAGCAAUGAGAAUGCUCUAUGAGCGAGAUUCUCGGCGUCCAUUCCUGCCGCAGGGUCAUUGGCUCAUGACGUCCAAGUUCGAUAUGGAAGGCUUCUUCUCUGCCGUCGUACUCGAAGAACAGAGGCAGCGGGAGCUCCGUGAGUCUGGUGAAGAUGAUGACGACGGCGGGGAUGGCGAUGAGAUGGAUACGGAUGAGCCCGCCAAUCUAACGUUUACGGUUCAAAGACCAUCGCUUCACGCGCAGCUGGAAAGGCUGAGAACACAACAGAGAAAGGCCGCCCGGGAGAGGAUGCUAGCAUCAAUCGGCCCGCGACUUGAGAUCUUACGGAACAUGCCAUUUAUCGUGCCAUUUGAGAUACGGGUUCAGAUAUUCCGGCAGUUCGUUCACCUCGACAAAGAACGGAGAAGAGGUGGGUUUAUUGACCCAGACAGAUGGAGGCUAUGGAUACUCGACCAACACGGAGGGGGUUUUGAGCAUCCGAACUCGGCUGCGACGCAGGUGCUUGGCCGACACCAGGCACAAAUCACCAGAGGCCGCAUCUUUUUGGAUGCAAUGAAUAAGUUCUGGGAGUUGGAGGACGGCCUGAAAGAGCCGAUUCAGAUUACAUUCGUGGAUGAAUUCGGGAUGCAAGAAGCCGGGAUAGAUGGUGGCGGCGUGACCAAGGAGUUUCUGACGAGCGUCACGACCGAGGCUUUCACUCAAGAUCAGCGGUUAUUUGUCACCAACAGCCAGAACUCGUACUAUCCGAAUCCAUCCGCCGUUGACCAACAGAGAGAGGCGCUUCGGAGAGCCGAGGUUCCCGAAGGCUCAGAGACGUGGCGCGAGAGCUUGGCGGAUCUCCUACGGCAGUACGAGUUUCUCGGUCGAAUUAUUGGGAAAUGCAUGUACGAGGGCAUCUUGAUCGAUAUUGUAUUUGCCGGGUUUUUCCUCCUCAAGUGGGCCACGGCCGGCACCGAUACCUAUCGUGCCAACAUCAACGAUCUUCGAGAUCUAGACGACGAGCUGUAUCAGGGCAUGCUGCAGCUGAAGAACUAUCCGGGCGACGUCAGCGACCUCGACCUCGACUUUACCAUCACUGAUCAAGUAUCGCCGCCUGAUAUGCCGGUCAGCACUGUGACGCGCAACCUCAUCCCUGACGGCGAGAACGUGCCCGUCACCAAUGAGAACAAGCCUCUCUACAUCAGCUAUGUAGCACGCCACCGCCUUGCGGUGCAGCCACACGCGCAGACGCGUGCAUUCCUUCGCGGUCUAGGCACAAUCAUCGACCCCGCCUGGCUCAGCAUGUUCAACCAGAUCGAGUUGCAGCGGCUGGUGGGCGGCGACAACUCGGAGAUCGACGUUGAGGAUUGGCGCCGCCACACCUUUUACAGCGGCGUCUACGCCAUUGGCGACGACGGCGAAGAGCAUCCUACGGUCAAAAUGUUCUGGGACGUCGUGCGCGGCCUCGAGGACCGCGAGCGCCGCGACGUGCUCAAGUACGUCACGAGCACUCCGCGCGCACCGCUGCUUGGCUUCAGCCAGCUGAGUCCCGCCUUCAGCAUCCGUGACGGCGGGCAGGACCAGGAUAGGCUGCCGAGCGCAAGCACGUGUAUGAACCUGUUGAAGUUACCACAGUACCAGACCGCCGCUACGCUCAAGAGCAAGCUCCUGUACGCAGUCUCGAGCGGGGCCGGGUUUGAUCUAAGUUAGGGGGUGUUUCCCAGAAAGUUGUUGUUUUCUCAAAUGUGUUAGAUCGCAGAUACGCCAGAUGAGUAUUAUAGGAGGCUAUAGAGUUUUGAGGGGCAAUGGGCGAGCUUUGGACUGAGGCUUUCAUGUAAUGAUAUGCAACGCGUUUUGCACAUUACGAUAUCAAGUCUAUCUGCCCGCUCUAGAUAGUAUAGUGCACCUCUAGAUUUAAUCGGUUUUACGAAGGGCGAGUUCGAGGGGGAGAAAAGACGACGGUGGCGGUUUCACGAUGAUGGAUUAUGUUGUGGCAUUAACUACUAUCACUAAUAUUACCAUUAUUAUCGAAUAGACUGGCGGUCCCUGAGACUGGCGUCUCGUCCUCGUGAUUUGAGACUAGCGUCUCUUUCUUGUGAUUUGUCGGCUGGUAGCUGAGCGCCAGCAGGUGCGGUUUUCUUUGCCGCAGGUCGAGCAUCAUCUGCCCGAACAGGCCGUUGGCCCACGAGAACCUAUAG